Molecule: messenger RNA, 1048 nt
Organism: Menidia menidia (Atlantic silverside)
Lineage: Eukaryota; Metazoa; Chordata; Actinopteri; Atheriniformes; Atherinopsidae
Source: the annotation of a GenBank genome assembly
UUAUGAUCUCUACCCUUUGCUUCAAUAUUUUUUCUCCGACUGGAUUUCUUUGAAUUGAAUACCCUUGUUGGCGUCUCAAAUAAGUUCCUGUGAAACGUUGAGCGGAACCUUCUAUUUAUAUUUCCUGUUUCACGUCGGACGUGUUUUUGUGGCUGCGCCGCUAACAUGGAGGCUGAUUCUCAACGUGUCUUAGAGUAUUUGACAGAAGUUGAAGAAGCAGCAGAGGAUGUACUAACCACUAAACAGCAGAUUGUUGAGCUGGACUCAAAGAGAAACAAGAACAGGGAGGCACUGAACGCAUUGAAACAUGACAUGCCAGACACAGAAAAAGUAAAGGUUUGCUUUGGGAACAUGUUCAUCAAAUUUCCCAAAUCGAAGACAAGUGAAAUGAUUCAGAAAGACCAGGAGCAACUAGACAAGGAGAUAAACGACCUCCGAAAAGAAUUAAAAGCCAAAGUCAAUCGUCUCAAUGAGAUAGAGGGAAAACCGGAGCUGAGAGGCUACAAUCUUUCCCCACUAUCAACUGAUGAAGUCAAAGCUAUUCACAAUCUUUUGAAGAGAUGAUCCGCCAUCUACUUCGCACCCCACGUAUUGAAGAUAAACUUCACAAGAGCCUUUCUGAAUCACGACAACCCCAUCGAUGCAUACCACUGUCACCCACUAAGAUGAAAGAGACAGGUGAAAAUUCCAAUACGAUUUUGAUGGAAAGAAAUCUGUUGAUAAUAUAGGUUUAAACAAACAUAAGGAAUAAUGAAUUUAAAAUAUAUAGAAGUCCUACAUGGCUUCAACAAUCUGCACAAGUCAAGACAGGUUCAGUUUUUGGUUCCUACCAGAAGGGGGCAGCAAAGUGUAUAGUGGGACUCCACAGAAUUCCCAUGUCAUUAUGUUUCAUUGUAAAUUACAUAUUAUGCAAAAAAGUUUCAUAAUAGGGUCUAUUUACGCAUUAUAUGUGGUUAGGGUUGUACUUUUUUUGUCCGCUGCUUUCUUUCUUUGAAUAAAUGUGUUUAUCUGUGAAGCUUGUUUUGUUGAACUGAUUUUUUUUUUUGUC